Aplysia californica (California sea hare) is the source of this 1470-nucleotide messenger RNA. RefSeq names its product acyl-coenzyme A thioesterase 9, mitochondrial. Gene Ontology annotation, biological process: acyl-CoA metabolic process. Lineage: Eukaryota; Metazoa; Mollusca; Gastropoda; Aplysiida; Aplysiidae. The record is from RefSeq and is a predicted model, not a curated record. Gene Ontology annotation, molecular function: fatty acyl-CoA hydrolase activity. Gene Ontology annotation, cellular component: mitochondrion.
AUUCCUCUCACCCCUUCCCCCCCCCUCUUUAAUCAUCCAAUUCCUCCCCCAUCCAGGUCUGGUGAGACCGUUGACCCUGACCAGGGUGUCCUUCAGGCGGUCACAGACUCCCAGGAGGAGCUGCCCAAACGGACACCUCAGGACAGCUUCGCCCAGGCAGUCAUUCCUCUGGGUCGUGACCCCAGCGCCAGGGAGAGUUACCUCACUUUUGCCCGCGGCAUCCGCUUUGGUCGACUGUUGGAAAAUUUCGAUACUUUUGCCGAGUUAUCUCCCACGGCCCCCGUGCCCUCUCCGUUCAAGGACAUCUUCAUGAGCGGCAACGUGACCUGGGUGGGUCGCUCGUCCAUGGAGUGUACCAUGCACAUGGAACAGGAACACAAUGGCUCCCUCCAGCACAUGAUCACCGCCAAGUACCUGUUUGUGGCCAGGAACCCCAUGACUAAGAACCAACAAAAAGCUGCGUCAGUCCGAGGGCCAGAAGUCCCUGCUCAAGUCCCCGCCCACAGAAGAUGAGCGACUCAUCAUCCACGACAUCUUCCUCUCCACCAUCGACCUCCAGUCCGGUACAUUCAAGCUGAGAGUGAAGCCAAAGAACACAGUGUGGAUGGAUGAGACGAUCCUCAAGUCCCUCAUCGUGUGCCACCCAGAGCAAAGAAACCUCUACAACAAGAUAUUUGGAGGCUUCCUCAUGCGAAAAGCCUAUGAGCUGGCAUGGACCAAUGCUUCCCUUUACACGAACACUCGACCUCGUAUGUGCAAAAUUGUUGAUGACAUUUUGUUCCUGAAGCCAGUGGAAAUUGGGGACCUCCUCUUCCUCUCCUCCCAGAUCGUGUACUCCAAAGGCCAAGACCUACAGGUCCACGUACACGCUGAGGUCGUGAACCCUGACACGGACGUCCGACAGACCACCAACGACUUCCACUUCACCUUUGACACCGGCCUCCCAGAUCUGCCGCAGGUGCUGCCCAAGACUUACGCAGAGUCCAUGCUGUACCUUGUGGGCAAGAGGCACAUGGAGAGCUGAGGAGUCUCCUGGGUCGGUGUGUGAGCUCAGAAAAGUGAUUGGCGGGUGCUCUGGUGGGGUUUGCUUCCUCUUUCCUAUCAAACAUCUACCGUCUGUAUCUCCCCUCCUUCUUUUUUAUGUUUUGUUACUCUCUUGUAACACCUCUAAUCUUCUGGCGCUCAUAUGACCGUAUGCAGUUGCGAGCGCCGUAAAACCUCUACUAAAAAAAGAGUUUCUGACUGGCGGCCCCAUUAAUGUCUUGUGGUGGGGCAACGCUGACCUCACCUUUGUCUGACCAGAUUUGUUUGUGGAGGACUUCAAGUAAAAUUGCCCGGUGAUUCAAUAUAUUAUGUGUCAUGACAUAAUGUUCUCAGGCUCUGGUCAAGUUCUGGGCGUGUGGAGCUUUUGGUAGCGAUUGUAAGUAAAGCCUGUUCAUUUUUCUCGUCUCUGAUGAAAAAAAAAAAAAA